Dioscorea cayenensis subsp. rotundata (Guinea yam) is the source of this 846-nucleotide messenger RNA. RefSeq lists its product as uncharacterized. The record is from RefSeq and is a predicted model, not a curated record. Lineage: Eukaryota; Viridiplantae; Streptophyta; Magnoliopsida; Dioscoreales; Dioscoreaceae. The coding region runs from base 159 to 710 and encodes 183 amino acids. The transcript has 3 exons.
CAUAAUUUAAUCUUACAGCUCAUUCAAUUCCCUCAUUUUCUUUUCUUUUUAACCUUUCUUAUCCAUUCAAAGUUUCAGUCUCUUCUUCUUGUUCUGUUUCUGUCCAAAAAUUCAUUUCAUUAGAAAGAAUCAAAGAGAGAGAGAGGAAUAAAUUUAACAUGUUGAACAAGAAUGGUGCCUUGCCUCUCACCUCAUUGAAUCAUAUCUCCAUUGUUUGUGCAUCAGUUCAGAGAUCAGUUGAUUUCUAUCAGAAUGUUCUUGGCUUCUUCCCUGUUAGAAGGCCAGGCUCCUUUGAUUUUGAUGGUGCAUGGUUGUUCAAUUAUGGAAUUGGCAUUCAUUUACUUCAAGCAGAGGAUCCACAACACCAACCUAAGAAAACAGUAAUCAAUCCAAGAGAUGAACAUAUUUCUUUCCAGUGUGAAAGUAUGACUGCAGUGGAGAAGAAAUUGAAGGAAAUGGAGAUAGACUACGUCGAAAGGCAAGUUGAAGAAGGUGGAAUAAACGUUGAUCAGCUCUUCUUCCACGAUCCAGAUGGAUUUAUGAUAGAAAUAUGCAACUGUGAUAACCUUCCAGUGAUUCCAUUGGUUACUGGAGAGCCAAUUAGGGGAUGCAAGAGGGUUGUGAGCUUGCAACAGCAGCAGCAAAAGGUGGUGCAAUGUCAUCUUUCCCAAAAUCAUGUCAAAGAGGAGACAUGUUCAUUAUGCAUGUGAAAAAGAAAAGGGGGAUUAAUUGUUCGGUGUGGUAUAUAAAAUGGUUCUUUUUCCUUUUUUAUUUUGUAUCUAAAGUUUAUUACCAUGUUUUUGAUUUUAAAAAUAAGCCGCUGUGCGAGUGUGACAGAACUGUUGA